AUAUUAUAGGAAAACAAAAAUUGUACUAUCACUAGUUGGUUGGAUAGAGAGAGAAAUAGAGAGAGAGAGAGAGAGCUUUAUAACAGAAAAUCAAAAUUCACCAGCCAUGGCCACCGCACUCCUCCUCCCACCACCACCACCACCAACCCUCUUCUCUCCUUCCAUCACCACCUUCCCUCCACCACUCAUUUCAAUCACAAACCCUAAAACCCACCACCACCACCACCACAGAUCUAUUCCCAAAAUACCCUUCUCAUCAUCUUCACCAUCACCAUCACCAUCACCAACACCAUCCUUCAGAAAUGAAACAGAGUGCCCUGUUCCGCUCGAUCAGCAACCCAUGAACGAGUACCAGUCCUUGUCCUCCUCCUUCCCCUUCUCCUGGGCCUCCGGCGACUUGGUCGAGUACUGUUCUCGCUUGUUCGUCACCGGCGCUUCCUUUGCUCUCUUCGUCGGCCUCCCUGUGUCCUGGUUCGGCUCCGCUGGUGCUCAAUCGGAGCCGCUCAAGCCGGCUUUAGCCGCCGUUUCGAGUGGACUCUUUGUGGUUACUCUCGCUGUUGUUAGGAUGUAUCUGGGUUGGGCUUAUGUGGGCAAUCGAUUGCUCAGUGCCACUGUUGAAUAUGAAGAGACUGGGUGGUAUGAUGGUCAGAUAUGGGUGAAGACUGCUGAAGUUUUGGCACGUGACCGGCUUCUAGGUUCAUUUUCUGUCAAGCCGGUGCUGAGCAGGUUAAAGAACACACUUGUAGGUUUAGCAGCAUCAUUGUUUGUAUGUGCCGUGCUCUUAAUCAACCUCGAGGGCAGCCAAAAGGAUUCCUACCUAUCAUCCAGAGAAGCGAGAGGCAGAGCUGUACCUGGGGUUUACAAUGAUGAAUCUGCAAGAUCAUUUGAACCUAAUGCGUUUUGUGGCCAAUCUGAUCUUGAAUAAAUCUCAAUCAUCAAACAUCUGUAUUAUAUAUAAUGAAAUCACUGCUUUUUGUACAGAUUUUGUAUCGCCAAGAAGGAGCAUUGUACUCAGUAAAAACAAUAUUUUUUUUUUUUUCCCCA
Camellia sinensis is the source of this 1044-nucleotide messenger RNA. The record is from RefSeq and is a predicted model, not a curated record. NCBI's taxonomy places the organism in Eukaryota, Viridiplantae, Streptophyta, Magnoliopsida, Ericales, Theaceae.